GAUCAACAUCGUUCUGGAUCUUGAGCACCUGAAGAAUCUUGAUUAUUUUAAGGAUCACUGGACUGAAUGAAGAUGAAGAUUGAAGCUCUUCUCCUCAUUUUAGCUGCUCUACAGACUUUGUGCAGUCCUCAGAGUCUUUGUAGGGAUGACAGCAUCUCUUCAAGUCCUCCUAGAGUUGGCAGCAGUUCUUCAAAGCCUCGUUGGAUUGACAUCAUCUGUUCACAGGAUCACAGAGUCACUGCUGUUGAAGAACCGAUAUUUCCACUGGAUAUGGCACUGAAUUCAGCUGAUGAUCAGUUUGACGGAUGCAGCGAUAAAAUGGCAAUCAAAGUGGACAAUUACUAUCUAAACAAUGAAAAAAAUGGCAAUCCUAACUUCAAAACAGCUUGGGAAAUCGGUGAAAAGAAUGCUGUAAAACCAUCCCCAGAAAAUCCACUAAGCCGUAAUCAUUUAAUCGCCAUUUACGUGUACACUGACAGAAUUGUAUAUGAAGAUUUCAAUAAAGCUGUUCGAAACGGUAAACCUACAUAUGAAAACAGCAACUACAAAUGGUAUUCGCUUCACUUUCUGUUAACAGAUGCGGUGCAGAUUCUGAAAAAAAGCCAAGAUGACUGCUACAAUACUUACCGUGGCACAAACGUGAAGAUAAAUGAUGCAAAUGUUCUGAACACAGAGGUCCGCUUGGGCACUUUUGUUUCGUCCUCUCUAGAUCCUAACAAAAUAAAGCCUUUUGGAAAAAAGUCUUGUUUUGAGAUCCGCACUUGUAAAGGUGCUGAUAUUUCUAAAUAUUCCAAGCUUCCUCAUGAGAAAGAGGUGCUGAUUCCUCCAUACGAGACAUUUAAAGUCACUAAAGUCCAGAGAAAAACAGAAAACAAAAAUCUUUGGUGGUGUGAAACCGUGUUCACUUUGGAAAGCUAUGAGAAAAAAAGUGACCUGAACUGUACUCUAUUCAAGACUCCAUCAAGGGGUGCAUUUCCCCAAAAAAGACAUAACUCCCGCCGAAGAAAUAAAAAAAUAUUUAGUCAAAAUUUGCAUUAACCUACUUAACAUUUCUUUUGUUUUUGGUAAAGAGAGACAUGCCAUAUUUCUCUAUCCCAUACAAGUUUUAAUUAUUAGAUUUGCUUGCCUUGGUCAGUCUUGCCUUUCUAUUUAUCCUGAAUUGAAAUACAGUUGAUGUCAAAAUUAUUAGCCCUCCUGUGUGCUUAAUUGUUGCGUAAUGGAGAGAGGAUUUUUAAACAUAACAGUUUUAAUAACUAAUCUUUAAUAACUGAUUUAUUUAGUCUUUUGCAUAGUAUUUUGCUACUCAUUUUGCAAGAUACUAGUAUUAAAGUUCAAUUUAAAGGCUUAACUGGGUUAUUAUUGUGUUUACCAGGCAAUUUAUAUGGAAAACAGCGGUUUAUUCUAGACAAUCAGACGCUAAUAAUAUUAACCCUAAAAUUGUUAUUAAAUUGUUUUUAAACUGCUUUUAUUGCAGCCAAAUUUAAAAAAAAUAAAACUUUCCAUAGAAGAAAAAUGUAUUAUCAGAAAUACUGUGAACAUUUCUUUGGUCUGUUAAUUUGAGAAGUAUUAGAAAAAGAAUUAAAAAAAAACUCACAUGAAGGUGAUAAACAACACAUAUAUUUACUUUCUUUUACUAGUAUUAUUGAGAAUCUUCCAGACUUGAUUCUCUCUAUACUAUACUAUACUAUACUAUACUAUACUAUACUAUACUAUAGUAUACUAUUUACCUUAUUCUUCAAUUGUUUCAGAAUUUCGGAUUCAGUCGCCUAUGGGAGAAAUGACUAGGAAUGAUAAACGACAGAAAACGGUCAAACUACUUGCUCGACAAACAAGUGUUUGCAUGACUACACAGACAAAGUAGACAAAUAUAAUAAGAAAAUAUCCGUUUGCAAUGUCAAGCAGCAUAACAAGCUGUUUCUAUCGUCUAAAAAUGAAUUGAAGUGAAUGAGACCGUAAGUCUCGAGCCAAAAAGAUUCAAAUGGCUGCGUCCUCUCGAACCUGAAGAAUAAGGUGAAUACUAUACUAUGCUAUACUGUUGUAAACAAAUGAUAAAAGCAUUUACAAUAACAUAUAAUCUCAUACUAAAGUCAGAUAUAUGAUCAUACAAUAUGUAGACAAAAAUACAUUGAUUUGUUGCUUAAAUUACAUUUGGUGGCAGAAGUAAAAAUGAAAAUACUGUAAGAUGAAUCAUUUUAAUUUUCAUUAAUAUUUGGUUAUUGUCAAUAACAAUUAGUUGCAUGUAUUUACUGAACUACACAUGAUUUUGUUCAUCUUAACACUUGU
Molecule: messenger RNA, 2283 nt
Organism: Danio aesculapii
Lineage: Eukaryota; Metazoa; Chordata; Actinopteri; Cypriniformes; Danionidae
Product: T-cell ecto-ADP-ribosyltransferase 2-like
Molecular function (GO): NAD+ poly-ADP-ribosyltransferase activity; NAD+-protein-arginine ADP-ribosyltransferase activity
Source: RefSeq, a predicted model, not a curated record